GUGCUUCCUGUGAGUUGGCAGCAGGAGUUUGCUACUUCUCCUUGUAAACCCUACGAUCUCUGCACUGCGAGGACAACAACACACACGGUCCUUUACUAUGGAGGCUGCAGCCAAGUACGACUUUGAAGCUACAGCUGAUGAUGAACUCAGCUUCAGAAAGGGAGAGAAAUUGAAGAUUCUGCAGACCACUGGGAACUGGUACAAAGCAGAGCUGAAUGGAGCUGAGGGGUUUGUACCCAGAAACUUCAUCAGCAUUCACCUGCCCAGCUGGUACCAGGAAGAUGCCAGUCGCAGUGACGCAGAGGAGAAGCUGAUGACACAACCUGUGGGGGCCUUUCUGAUACGAGGCAGCCAAAGUGCAGCCCUGGGUGACUUCUCUAUCUCUGUCAGACAUGCAACAGAUGUACAGCACUUCAAGGUGCUGCAGGAUGGGAGAGGGCAGUAUAAGCUGUGGUCAGAAAAGUUCCCUUCUCUCAACCAGCUGGUGGAAUUUUAUAAAAAAAACACUGUCUCUAAACACACUCAGAUAUUUCUACAGGAGACACAACAACAGCAGAGAGGAAGCUCAGACAAUCUCCCACCUCUCCCUGCUUCUCUCCAUACUCCUCCAGUGCUCGACCGCCCAUGUAAACCUGCACCAAGACAGCACAAAGCUUCCUCCACCAGGAAGGUCAAAGCUCUGUACAGUUUCCAUGCUGAAGACACAGAUGAGCUGGAGUUCAGCGUCGGCGAUAUCAUCGAGGUCCUGGAGUGCUCUGACCAGGCCUGGUGGAGAGGCCAGCUGAGGGGCAGGACAGGCCUGUUCCCCUCCAACUACACCAGCCCCAUCUGACAGGAGCACACAAAUAAAGACAAACAGGUGUUAUAUUACAGUAACGUUUUAUUCCAGUUAAUGCCUAAUGCUAACACUCUCAACUUAACCCUGAACCUGCAUGAAGUCUUCAAUAGAAUAGAAAAAUAUAAAACUGGUUGUUUGUCAAACUGCUUUCAAAGAUUUAACACAUGAAGUUUAUAUAUUGGGUUCAAUAUUUUAUAUAUUUAUAACAUACAGCAAUCCUAAACAUGAUGAAUUUGAUUCCAAUACAUCUGGAAAAAGUGACAUCUGCUUUUACAAAGUGACUGAUAACACAAAAUAAUCAAACCAAUGCCAUGGUCGUGUACUGUGUCAGUUAUACUGUAACACUGCUGUCCUUUAUUCCACUGAAUUUGGUCUGAGUAUUUGACAUAAACUAUAACCUGCAAUAUAAAAGAUAUGAAUAUGUCACAACA
Messenger RNA from Seriola dumerili (greater amberjack), 1269 nucleotides. It is a transcript of the gene grap2b, whose product is annotated as GRB2-related adaptor protein 2-like. The transcript is spliced from 7 exons. The coding region runs from base 98 to 832 and encodes 244 amino acids. Gene Ontology annotation, molecular function: protein binding. The record is from RefSeq and is a predicted model, not a curated record. NCBI's taxonomy places the organism in Eukaryota, Metazoa, Chordata, Actinopteri, Carangiformes, Carangidae.